This is a messenger RNA of Trypanosoma grayi, 927 nucleotides long. RefSeq names its product Tbingi protein. Gene Ontology annotation, molecular function: nucleic acid binding. The record is from RefSeq and is a predicted model, not a curated record. NCBI's taxonomy places the organism in Eukaryota, Euglenozoa, Kinetoplastea, Trypanosomatida, Trypanosomatidae. The coding region runs from base 1 to 927 and encodes 308 amino acids. The transcript has a single exon.
AUGGCACUCCAAACAGGUCCCCUGACAGUAACAGACCCCAUCUUACGACUACUUUGGAAUCUGUUGUUGGAUCUACAACACCGCAAGGCACGCGUACGGCUACAAUUUAUAUUCGGCCACUGUGGCGUUGCAAAGAACGAGGCAUGUGAUAAGGAAGCCAAGGCGGCCUCUGACCUACCACAGCGCGGGGGCACGUGGAUACCGGAUGUGGUAGCGCUGGCGAAACGUCACAUACGCAGCCAGCUGCCCAAACCAUCCAUCCACCGCUCCAGCAUCACCGGUCAUUGGAACCCGACACACAAUGAUCCGAGCUUCCCUCGGGAAGAAGAGGCGGCCCUAGCUCGUUUUCGCACUGGUGUAUCCCACCGCUACGGCUGGCUACUGCGAGUAUUACAGCCCACCACGCCAAAUACAUGCAGGUGGUGCAACCCCAUAGAACCCCCUCCCCCACUCAAAAAGCCUCGAAUAGAAACGCCUGCAGCAAACAAAGAGGCAGUGCCUUUGCGUUUCCGUGAUCUGGUCAACUGCCCGGAGUGCCAAACCCGCUAUGGCUGUCGAUCAAGCGCUUUGUUUCACAUGCUGAACAAACGCGGAUUCACACGUGCCCGCGCACUCUGGAAAGCCAAGCAUCCCACAGCUGAGGAGCCGCCGGGCAUCCCGCCAGAACCCCCUCCCCCAGCACCAAGGCCCAAACGCACAGCACCGGACACAACAAGCGACCCCAACCCGAUCGUCAAGAAGCGUCGAGAAGAGUUUGCUUGUACCUUAUGUGCGGCGUCGUUUAAAGGACAGGUGGGGCUAACAAGGCACCAUCGCCACUUCCACUCCCAGCAAUACCAAAACGCAGAGCGUAAACGAGCUCGGGAGAUGGAAGAAAAGGCCAAACCUUGCCUCUUCAAUGCGAUCACUGUGAGUUCGGAGCCCUAA